ACCAAGGACAAUUUCACGGAGUUCGUCCGCAACAAUAGCUUCGCCAUGGUGGAGUUUUACGCUCCGUGGUGUGGCGCUUGUCAGGCUUUGGCCCCCGAGUACGCCGCCGCGGCGACGGAGUUGAAAGGCGUUGCUGCGCUCGCUAAGAUCGACGCCACUGAGGAAGGGGAUUUGGCUCAGAAGUACGAGAUUCAGGGCUUCCCCACC
Messenger RNA from Camelina sativa (false flax), 207 nucleotides. The record is from RefSeq and is a predicted model, not a curated record. Lineage: Eukaryota; Viridiplantae; Streptophyta; Magnoliopsida; Brassicales; Brassicaceae.